Messenger RNA from Limulus polyphemus (Atlantic horseshoe crab), 997 nucleotides. It is a transcript of the gene Mtpbeta, whose product is annotated as trifunctional enzyme subunit beta, mitochondrial-like. Gene Ontology annotation, molecular function: acyltransferase activity, transferring groups other than amino-acyl groups. The record is from RefSeq and is a predicted model, not a curated record. NCBI's taxonomy places the organism in Eukaryota, Metazoa, Arthropoda, Merostomata, Xiphosura, Limulidae. Gene Ontology annotation, biological process: fatty acid beta-oxidation.
AUCUAGCAAGAUGGCGUCUUUGUUGUGGAGGGCUGUUCCACUAGUUUGUCACCAAACUCGAUUUAAUGUAGUAAGAUGUAUCAGUACAAGUCAGCAACUACCUACCAACAAAACUCCACCUGGUGGAAAAAAAUCCUUAGAAAAGCCAGGAAUAAAGAAUGUGGUAUUAGUAGAAGGUGCUCGAACCCCUUUCUUAAUGUCUCAGACUAACUACAAGGAUCUUAUGGCAAAUGACCUGAUGAGACAUGCUCUUUUGUCGGUGGUUAGGAAAGCAGGGAUAAAAAAAGAAUUAGUGGAUUACAUCAUUGUAGGAACAGUCAUUCAAGAAGUACGGACAAGUAACAUAGCCAGGGAGGCUGCCCUUGCUGCAGGAUUUUCUGACAAAACUCCUGCACACACUGUUACCCAGGCUUGUAUUUCAUCUAAUCAGUCAGUAAAUACAGCAAUGAACUUAUUGGCUACGGGUCAUUGUGAAGUGGCAAUAGCUGGUGGAGUUGACUACAUGUCUGAUGUACCUAUUAGGCUUAGUCGGCCUAUGCGUAAACUGAUGUUGUCUGCAAAUAAAGCAAAAUCUUUGGGGAAGAAAGUUGGAUUGCUAAUGAAGCUUCGACCAAAAUAUUUUGUUCCUGAGCUUCCAGCAGUCGCAGAGUUUUCUACUAAUGAAACAAUGGGUGAAUCUGGGGACCGGUUAGCCGCAUCUUUUGGUAUAUCUCGUCGAGAGCAGGAUGAGUUUGCCCUCAGAUCUCACACACUGGCUGACAAGGCAACGAAGGGAGGGUCUCUGGAGGAUUUGACUCCACUUACUGUGCCAGGUACAGAGCUGCCUGUGGCACGGGACAAUGGAAUCAGAGUUUCUACUUUGGAACAAAUGGCCAAACUCAAACCAGCCUUUAUUCGACCAAAUGGAACAGUCACAGCUGCAAAUGCAUCCUUUUUAGUAUGUGGAAAUAUUUUAUAUUCUAAGCUUUUAUACAAAUGAAAGUUUUUGGGAAAACCU